Hansenula anomala is the source of this 1762-nucleotide messenger RNA. RefSeq names its product snoRNA-binding rRNA-processing protein UTP15 (gene UTP15). Gene Ontology annotation, biological process: positive regulation of transcription by RNA polymerase I; rRNA processing. NCBI's taxonomy places the organism in Eukaryota, Fungi, Ascomycota, Saccharomycetes, Phaffomycetales, Wickerhamomycetaceae. Gene Ontology annotation, cellular component: nucleolus. The transcript has a single exon. The record is from RefSeq and is a predicted model, not a curated record. Gene Ontology annotation, molecular function: protein binding. Bases 216 to 1703 code for a protein of 495 amino acids.
UCACGUUUGACUUUUGGCUCCUUUUCAAUUCAGAAAUCGAAGGAUUCUUGAAACGGGCCACGACGAUUUGAAGAGUUCGCGAGUUCGCGUAAGACUGCCAUUUCCACACGGUUCAGUCCACUCAAAUUUUUUUUUUUUUCAUAGAGAAGACAUUUAAAAAAAAUUAGUAUAGAGAUGAGUUUGAAUAAAUCGAAAGUCACUAAUACAUCAAACCCAUGUCAUCCAAUAAGCAAAGAGUCGCAGUGGUAAAGAAUCCAGUGCUUCCGGCACAGACCACUCCAGAACAACGUUACUGGAGAGGUUAUACUAAUACUCAGAUAGUCAAAGAACAUAAUGCUGUCAGCCAUAUCUGUUUCAAUCCUAUAGCACCACAUGAUUUUGCCAUAACUAGUAGUACCAGAAUCCAAGUGUUUUCUUCAAGAACUAGAGAAGUCACUAAAUCAUUUUCAAGAUUUAAAGAUACAGUAUACAGUGGUGAAUAUAGAUAUGAUGGUAAAUUAUUAGUUGCUGGUGAUGCAUCUGGUUUAGUUCAAAUUUUUGAUGCUAUAAAACAAAGAACUUUACUAGUUACAAUAAGACCAUCAACACAUCCUACUCAAGUUACAAAAUUCCAUCCAACCAUUUCUACUAAUUUAUUGACUGCUUCAGAUGAUAGAAUUGCUAGAUUAUUUGAUAUUUCUAAUGCAGAAAAUCCAAUAAUAACAUUCGAUGAUCAUGAAGAUUAUAUCAGAACUGCAAAUUUCAUACCUUCGUCCAACUUAAUAACGACAGGUUGUUAUGAUGGAUUUAUCAGAAUCUUUGAUGCAAGAGUUGGAUCAGAUCCAGUUGCUAAAUUCAAACAAAAUUCUCCAGUUGAAGACAUUUUACCAUUAACUCCAACAAGUAUGGUUAGUGCAGGUGGUCCAUCAAUCAAGAUUUGGGAUAUGGCUGCAGGUAAAUUAGUUAAUGAAAGAUCAAAUUUCCAAAAAACUGUUACAUGUCUUGCAAAUGCUGGUGAUGAUAGAGGUAUCUUGGCUGGUUCUUUAGAUGGCCAUGUUAAAGUAUUUGAUUCAGUUAAUUGGGAUGUUAAAUUUGGUUGGAAAUUUGGUGGUGGUGUGCUAAGUUGUGGAGUUUCACCAGAUUCAAAACAUUUUGUUGCAGGUUUAACUUCAGGUUUAUUAUCAAUUAGAACUAGAAAAACUGAAGCAAAAGUCAAACAAGGUGUUAAACAAGUUAAAUCAAAUGCUUUUAAGAAAAUGUUGAGAGGUGCUGAAUAUCAUGGUGAAGAGGAACAUCGUAUUGUCAGUGAUAAACCAAAACCAACAAGAAAAUUGAAAACUUAUGAAAAGCAUUUGAAUGGAUUUAGAUGGAGUGAGGCUUUAGAUUCUGCCUUCAUUCCAGGUAUGGCUAAAGAAAUCACAGUUACAGUUUUAGAAGAAUUAAAGAAAAGAGGUAAAGUUAGAGCAUCAUUAUAUGGACGUGAUGAAACAAGUUUAGAACCAAUUUUAACCUGGUCAUUAAAAGCAGUUGAAGAUGUUCGUAGUGUUAAUAUAGUUGCUGAUUGGGUUGCUGUUAUAAUAGAAUUGUAUGGGGGUAUGAUUGAAAAAGCACCAGUUUUAGAAGAGUUGAUUUUAACAUUACGUAAAAAAAUUUCCCAAGAAGUUGAAAAGGCAAGAGAGGCUCAAAAAAUUGAAGGUAUGCUUCAGUUAUUGACUGCCAAUUGAAAAAACUACAUUUGUAUAUUAGAAAACAAAAUUAAUGCAUUUUUUAACUCACCAACCAC